CAUGAUUUGAAUAAUGGCUAUACCUUGAACUACUAUACUCGACACGGCCAGCCGGUCAGUUGUUUAUUCUAAGAAGUUAACAAUAUAUACACAAAACAGUUAGGAGUGUAUCUAUAAUUUCUUACAAUGUGUGAUGUGAACGAAGACAAAUUAAAUGCAGAGCAGAUGCUUCAAAAGAAGAAAAAAGUCUUAGUAGGGAGUACAUGCAUGAAAUGCAAAGAAAAUAAAGCCAUUGUUGUCAUUAGGGUAAAUGAUCCAAUGUGCAGGUCAUGCUUUCUGGUUUAUGUGACACACAAAUUUCGCUCCACACUUGGGAAGGCACGACUUAUUAAACCAAACGAUAAAGUUUUGCUUGCCUUAUCAAGUGGUCACUCUUCAAUGGCUAUGUUGCAUCUUGUAAAUGAGGCUUUAAGUGAAAGUGCACACAAAAGAUUGAAGUUUGAGCCAGGAGUAGUUUUUAUAGACGAACGAGAUGUGUUAUCGGAUAAUAAAAGUUACGACUUCGCUGCAUUAAAAGAUGUGACUGAAAAACUUGGUUAUCCUUUUUAUACUGUUCCAAUACAUAAGAGAUUUCAAGCAGAUGCAGACGAGGGAGAGGUGAAUUCUAAAAAACGAUUUUGCGAGUGUUUUAAUUCUAUAAACACACUGUCUGCAAAAAUUGAAUUUUUAUCAGCAACAAGAAUGUCAUUAAUUGUUGAUACUGCUCGGAAAUACAAUUUCACAAAGAUUAUGUUUGGUGAAACUGCAACCACACUAACGAUGAAGCUACUUUGUAACGUAGCACAAGGUCGAGGAGCCAACAUAGCACAGGAUAUGGGUGUGUCAGAUAACAGACAUUCUAAUAUAACUCUUAUACGGCCUAUGAGGGAAUUUUCAUCAAAAGAAGUGGCCAUUUAUAAUCGCUUACAUGAAAUUGAAGUCAAUCCACUCCCGAACCUGCACACAAUGACAACCAGUGGUUCAAGUCUACAUAGACAAACUGAAGAGUUUAUAACUGGCUUGCAGGCGGAUUUCCCUUCGACAGUCAAUACAGUGUUUAGGACAAGCGACAAGUUAUGUGUAAACGCUGAUUUGAAAGUUUCAGACAAAAAAUGUCUUCUGUGCCAGAGCGUGCUGCUAAUGGAAGAAGAAGAGAGGGAAAAAAUCGUUGCUUCUCAAGGUCAUUGUUGUGGUUCUAGUGAUGAGUGUAACAGUGGAAAGCUUCGGUUAAAAGCUGAAGAUGUUAGAUCUCUGUUAUGUUAUGGAUGCAAGUUAACAUUUAAAGAUAUGGGUAAUCGAGUAGAAUUGUUACCAGAAAAGUUGUUGCAAGAUGUAAGCGUGGAAAUGAAAAGGAGCAAGAUGAAGGAGAGCAUACAGGAUUUCCUCCUGGAGUGAUAAUUAAGUUUUGUAGAUAUUUUGUUUUAUAAAAAGAAAAUUGUCAGCAUUA
This is a messenger RNA of Hydractinia symbiolongicarpus, 1426 nucleotides long. RefSeq names its product cytoplasmic tRNA 2-thiolation protein 2-like. Gene Ontology annotation, molecular function: sulfurtransferase activity; tRNA binding. Bases 127 to 1374 code for a protein of 415 amino acids. NCBI's taxonomy places the organism in Eukaryota, Metazoa, Cnidaria, Hydrozoa, Anthoathecata, Hydractiniidae. Gene Ontology annotation, cellular component: cytosol. Gene Ontology annotation, biological process: tRNA wobble position uridine thiolation. The record is from RefSeq and is a predicted model, not a curated record. The transcript has 21 exons.